CGGAAAUCAAACAUGGCGACCACCAUGGUUGUGUUUACGUUUUGAGAGAGAAGAGAACUCGGUAAAGAUGUAAAAGCUUGCAUGACCACACUGCUACAUGUUAGUCUUGUCUCUAUUGCACGCUCGUUACAUCUAAAUAAAAAUGGAUGUUGAUGACAAUUCUGAUGAAUAUGUUGAUGAGGCCAUCAACGAGGCAACAAAUGAAGGAAUUCGUAACGAAGGCAGUUCUGAUGGCGGUAGAUGUGGAGAAAAGCUUGAUGAACUGAAAUCGAAUAUGAUCUCACGUGUUGCCAUGUCAGACGCUCAUUUCAAACACCAACAAAGAGGAGAGCCUGAUUUAUCAUAUGAAGAUAAAGUACAAAUUGCAACUGAAGUUCUUUCAAAAGGUCCAGCCAUGUUUUUGGCCCGAUUUGGUCAGUUUCUUGCGGCAGAAGAUGUAGAAUAUUUUGUUGACUUUAAAGGUGAUUAUGAAAUCGACUUCUAUUUGAAAGAAAUUUUGAAACAACAAGACAAAGUUCACAACCAAAAGGUAGUGAAAAAUAGGCGAUAUGCUGCCAUGCAGGAAUUGCUGAGUCUGGGAGAAUACUUCAGUGAGGAGGAAAUGAAGUGGCGGGACCCAUUGCUAUACGAACAGAUGGUCGGCAACUUCCUGACGGAUGAAGAAAUACAGACUAAAGUGGAUAAAACUGAUCUGAGGUUUUCGAACAUUCUGCUGAAACACAUUGACCAGAUAGAGGAAAAUGCACUGUAUGCCAGGCAGAAGGAGGCAGAGGAGUGUCAGGAAGAAGAGGAAGAAGACAGUGAGGAGGAAGAAGAGAUGGAGAGUAGCGGGGAAGAUGAGGAGGCAGACUUCGGGCCAGAAGAAAAGAAGAAACUAAAGAUCUCUGAUGUUGAGAAACAGAUGCUAAAAUCGGAGUUUCUGCAGAUCAUGCAGGAGAGGUUCAUGUCAGGGAAAGACCGGGACUUUGACUACAGCCAGGUGGACAAGAAUGCUGACUAUGAUUCCCUGGAAACCUUAGGGAAGGAUGAGGAGGAGCGGUACUUCGAUGAUGAGGAGCCAUGUACACUUGACUCCCCACGAAGAACAGACUCACCACUGACCGAUAUGCCAAGACAGGUAGCUUCACUGAUCCCAAAGCCAGAGGAUGAUAGUGAAAUUAAGGACUAUAUGAGUUAUGAAGCUGGGCCUGAUAUAAGCCAGGCAACCACAGAUCUUAACAAGAUGUCCGUCUCCCAAGUUGCUGCAGAGGGUGAGAUGUUAGAGAAAGGUUGAUGAACUUUCAUUGAUUUGAAUGUAUUUUUGUAAAUAAAACAAUGUUUUAUAAA
Molecule: messenger RNA, 1326 nt
Organism: Haliotis rufescens (red abalone)
Lineage: Eukaryota; Metazoa; Mollusca; Gastropoda; Lepetellida; Haliotidae
Product: coiled-coil domain-containing protein 97-like
Exons: 4
Coding region: 143-1273 (376 amino acids)
Source: RefSeq, a predicted model, not a curated record